Brassica rapa (field mustard) is the source of this 1560-nucleotide messenger RNA. Its product is annotated as ethylene-responsive transcription factor ERF073. NCBI's taxonomy places the organism in Eukaryota, Viridiplantae, Streptophyta, Magnoliopsida, Brassicales, Brassicaceae. Gene Ontology annotation, biological process: ethylene-activated signaling pathway; regulation of DNA-templated transcription. Gene Ontology annotation, molecular function: DNA binding; DNA-binding transcription factor activity. The record is from RefSeq and is a predicted model, not a curated record.
CACAUAAACCACCUUCAUAGAAAUUUACACCAAAAACUUCUGAAAGUUACUGUACACAACACCCAUCGUUCAAAAUGUGCGGAGGUGCAGUUAUUGCCGAUUACAUAACGCCGUCGCGAUCCAGCAGAUCCUCUAAGUCUACCUGGAGACGCGACAACGACGUCGUUGACUUGACGCUCGACGACUUCGAGUCGGAGAACGAGGAUAUCUACGGAUUCUCAACGGCCAAGCCUGCCGCUCCUCUCCGCCGCUCUUCUCCUCCACAAGAAGAUCGAAGGAAGAAGAAGAAGAGUAGUGAGUACAGAGGAAUCAGGAGAAGGCCAUGGGGAAGAUGGGCGGCUGAGAUUCGAGACCCGAUCAAAGGCGUUCGAGUUUGGCUGGGGACGUUCAACACUGCUGAAGAUGCUGCGAGAGCUUAUGACCUUGAAGCUAAGAGGAUCCGUGGAGCCAAAGCUAAGCUCAACUUCCCUAACGAAUCACCUUCAAGAAAACGUAAAGCUUCUUCUUCUUCUUCACCGCAGCCUCAGGUUAAGAUAGAGGAGAAGCAAGAGGUUGCAGUGGCUAGUAGCCUGUGGGAGGGGGACACGAUUCAGGUAGAUACACAGUGGCUUGAAGAUGCCAUCAAGGGCGGCGAGAAGGAGGGGAAGAGACAGAAGGGUUGUGAUGGUGAAGGUGACGUGAAUGCUUUGCUUUCGGAAGAGCUUCUUGCUUUUGAGAAAGAGACGGAGUGUUUCUUCCAGAUGCCGUUUAUGGAGGGAGGAAGCAGUGUCUUUGAGGGAGAUGAUGUCUUGGAUCUUUGGUCUUGAAUGGUUCUUUUGUACUAAUGACAUGAAGUCAUUGGUGUUUGUAUUUGUAUAAAUGAGAUUAUUGUUUUGCUUGUGUGUUAUGACUCUUGUAACUGUGAUUCUUCUCCCUUGUCAAUGUAAAAUAGCUUAAAUUUUUCUAGCUUGUCCAUAUCACCAUUGCGGAACAUAUGAUCUAAACUUGUAACCUCAGUUAGGGCAGAGGAAGGAACAUUUACCUUCUGGUGCUAUAGCUUGCUAUGCACGCCUUUAUAGAUGACCUCAUUUCUAAUCUUUCCAUAGCAUAGUUUCAAUCUUCCACGGCUGAUCCAGAGGAAAGGAAAAAGCAGCUUGUAAGUUGUAACUCUCUGUCUACCAUCACACCGUUGGAGGACAUAAAACUAGUGAUUAACACCCGGAAUAGAUUUGAGAAUGGACAAAGAAACAGACUGUGGUUUUCACUGUUUAUAUUCUUGAACAUAAGAACUCUUUGGGGACGCGUCUAUGAUAAGGUAAUCUUCCUGACCAGGAAGUACCAUUUGUUUUGCAUUUCGUGGAAUUCACAAGUUUCAAAUUCAAAUGAUCAGAAUUGUUGCAAGGAACCAGAAGCUCAAAACUAUAUUUAUAACAAAACGUACGAGAUAAAUAUAGUAGAAAUUCCAUUCAAAACAAAAAGUGCAAAACAGAAAUACCCUAAAUGUCUUGUCCUAAAGAGAGGAUUGAAAGAGACAGAGAGAGCUGUGAUUCGAUAACUCUUCAAUUUCCAACAGCAACAAAA